AUGAGCACAAUAUUCAUCCUCCCAAAGAGCAUGUUUUGCAAGCAAUCUGUCUAUCUCACCGUAUUGCUGUGCUUGAACAACGUUGGAGGGCUGAACUUGUACAACCUCCCAUUCGAGGCUGCAGACCAGUCUGCCCUACGAGUUGGACCACAGCCCGGCAGCAAGCCAGGAGGGCUGCGGUUACGAGGAGGAAGAGACUUGCUGCGGAUCGAAAGGCUAGAGAAUGACAUGUACAGGAUGGGCAAGCACGUCUUCAACUCUCCCGCAGACGCCUACCGGACUGCUCAGGAGCCCUACUUCGUCAAGGCCCCGGGCUCCAUCUUGAAUCCAGCCCAUUGGUUCACUUUCUUGCGCUACCUGCUCGUCGGAGAUCCUCAGAGGACCGUGGGGAUGAGAAGAGUGAACACUGAUUCACACUCGGGCCCUCUGGUCAUGAUCGACGGGGCUGACGACCUGGCGACUGCCCUGCAAGGUUCCGGCCUCCCACAGCAAGUUCAGUUUGCACUCCAGGCAUUCUUGCUCUACCCCAUCGUCCUUCCCAUAGUGGAGCUCGGCUUCAAGGGGGCAGCAGAUGAUAGGGAGGAGAAUCAGGCAGAGGCCAAGGACGCGAGAGCUGACGUGGAGCUGUUGAAGUCUUCCCUCCUGGCUAUGCUGCUCCCUAACGAGAGUUUGAUGGGAGAGAGCGACGCUUGGGAGGCCAUGCAGAGGCUCAAAAGCAGUGCCGAUGUAGCGACGACGACGACGACGACGACGACGACGACGAUGGAGAUGCCAAAGUUGAUGGGGACGAAGGCAGCUGGAGCACUGGCAGGGACGAGAGUCAACCAGUCCAAGGAGGUUCCAAGGAGCAAGGGAGAGAGGCCCACGGAGGAAGGCAGUAGCACGCUGUCGAAGCAGUACCUCAAGUGGAGCCUCAGGAACAGAUGGCAGAGGAGGAGAAACCAGAUGUUGGUCGGUGAGCACUUCCAGGAUGAGCAGUUCGUCGAGGACGCUAUCACAGUCCUCUCGUUCCUGAUGCACCGGACGAGCCUGGAUGCUCCACUGCAAGGGAAGGGGAGGGAGGAGGAGCUGAGCAUGAGGGAGAAGGACAAGGAAGGGGCAGCAACGGCGCGUGUGCAGGCACACGAUUGGCCCAGUGAGAGCGUCUUGGAGCAGAUGGUUCGCCUGCUGGCAGCGCUUGACGGGGUGGUGACGAAAGCAUGGGAGCCGAGGGUGCGGGCGGACCUGACGAGCCCUCUCGCCAUGUUCGCGACAGCGACUAUGUGGUGGUCGAUGCUGUGUCAUGAGCUCGCAGCCUUCAGCGGCUUCAUCCAGCAGCUCACGCAGACCUCCGCCCUCUCCUCCUUCGCCACCGCUUGCAAGACAGUGGCCAACUGGAUGCUGCCGGUUGGGCAGCUGGGGAUGUCGCUGUACGGGCUGUCGGUGGGGAUCAACGGGGUGCGGGAGGCCUUCGAGCUCGCUGAGAAGAAGGAGAUGGUGCGUGAGUCGAAGAUGCUGGACAAGUUCAGCGAGACGAAGACGAUCCUCCUCCGCCAGCUGUCUCACCUGGCCCAGUCCACCUUCCUGUCCGAGAUCCUUGCCGGCUUCCUGCUCUUCUUCGGGCAGCUGAUGAUGACAAUCGGCUGCCAGGACAUCGCGGGGAAGAUCUACUUCCUUCUCUUCGGGAUCUCCUCCUCGGCCGUCGCCAUCGUCAUGAAGACCUACAUCGAUCUAGACACCGAGAAGAAGUUCGGCUACGACGAGGACAUUCUCUCUGUCCCGCAGAUCCUCAUCAACCAUGUCCCCAAGACCAUCGCUGUCUGCUCCCACCAGUCUGACUUCCGUGCCAUCGCCCUGGUGCAGGCGAAGAGAGAGCGGCUCCUGUGGAAGCUCGCCUGGAUGAAGGCCCUCACGCUCAUCGAUGGGAAGGAGGAGGAGGAUACAAGGAGGAGGGUGGCGGCAGGGGACCUCUACAAGUUCGACUACGACCUGGAGCUGAGAGAAUUUCUCCACAUGAUCCUCACUCACGCUGACUCCUGCUCGAUCUUUACGAGCCUCAAGCGGCUGCACGCGGACUCGAAGCACAAGAGUCGCAGGCAGCAGGACCCUCUCCUCGUUGCCCUGAGCUGCAUCACCGCGAUCAAGGCUCUUCAAGAGCUGCCGAACCCGUCAGGAUGCAUCGACGAGGAUGAGUGCAUUGCCGGAGAGAGCGAGGAAGGAUUCUACGUCAAGGUCGUCGCAGACAAGCUCGAGCAGAACGUCAUGCUGUGGAUGACUUACCCUCGCUCCGAGAUCCUGAACCUGGUCCUGAUGGGCAUGGAAGAUGAGAAACUCAUCGACGAUGUCCACUGCCUCGUUCUCAAGGACAUCCUGGUGGACCAGCGGCUGCCGCAAGCAAGCUUUCCUCUCUGUGGGAGGAGAAGUGCGGGGAGCCGAGGAGAGGUAGAGGAGGACGAACUGCUCUCUUCCUUUCUAGACGUGGUCCCUUGCUACGAGGAGCGAUCGAUCAAGGUCCCGGGAUGGCAGAUCUACAAGUACCGGCACGGCAAGCACGCGUACAAGUUCCUGCAGGCAGAAUUCAUGCUCAGCCUCUACCGCUGCGAGAUCGACUCGCUGCCUCGUCCGCGCCACCAUGCUGUGAAGCUCCUGGCCUCCUCCCUAGAGCGCGGCAUCUUGCGGACCAUCACGUGGGGUUGGAAGCAAAGAAUCCGGUCCAAGAUCGGCUGCUACAACGAGGUGCUGCUGGAGAUGCUCCGCGAGCUCGACCUGAGGAAGAAACUCUUGUCGCCGGCUCUUGGUACAUGA
Guillardia theta CCMP2712 is the source of this 2784-nucleotide messenger RNA. RefSeq lists its product as hypothetical. The record is from RefSeq and is a predicted model, not a curated record. The transcript has 2 exons. NCBI's taxonomy places the organism in Eukaryota, Cryptophyceae, Pyrenomonadales, Geminigeraceae. Bases 1 to 2784 code for a protein of 927 amino acids.